Aspergillus wentii DTO 134E9 is the source of this 1971-nucleotide messenger RNA. It is a transcript of the gene fbx15, whose product is annotated as F-box domain protein. The transcript has 2 exons. Gene Ontology annotation, molecular function: protein binding. Lineage: Eukaryota; Fungi; Ascomycota; Eurotiomycetes; Eurotiales; Aspergillaceae. The coding region runs from base 1 to 1971 and encodes 656 amino acids. The record is from RefSeq and is a predicted model, not a curated record.
AUGACGGAUACCAGAAAUCUGGACACCAUACCAUAUGAUGUGUUCUAUCAAAUUGCAUCCAAACUCGACUGCCAUGAUUUCAUCCAUCUCAGUCGAGUCAAUCGCAACUUGAACUCCCUAACCCAGAAUGAGUCGAUUGCCAGGAAAACUUUGGAGAACGGCUUACUGCAUACGAAGGAAGGGCAGAAAGCCAACAAAGCCAAAUCCGGUUAUCGAAAGGCCGUUGGGCAUCUAUUUGAUAUCAAAGAAUCCUUCGCCACGGCCCAACCCUACUCGGCUGCAGUUUUGGGCUACGGGUCCGCUUUUCUGUACAACGGGGGCUCGUUGUGCUAUGUCCACGAUGGCGAAAUCCGCGUCUUGGACGUCCAUGCAUCGGGGAAGGUAGAGCAGGUGUUGAAUAUUUACAAUAUCAUCUCCCGUGCUAUUCCUGGCUGUGCGCCGGGCGAGGAUGUUACACAGCUUUCUCUCAUGCACUACUCUGACGGCAUCCUAGCUUUUAUGGUUGAGAUCGUGGACAGGUCAGAAGCAUGGCUGCUUGCGAUGGACUUGAGGAGACGAACGGGUAACGUAAAGGGUGGCAGGCUGCGACUUCGUACACAGCUGGAUUCAACCAGACGGUUGUUUGUCCGCCACAGCCGAUCGUAUCUCUACUACGGGACUCACUCUUCGCUGGGCUAUCAUGGCUAUCCGCAGUGGGCGAUUAACUGUGUGGAUUUGCGGACGGGGCAGCAUACCACCGAGAAGCCUGUGGUGUUGGAAAACUUUGCCGGAAAUGAGAUUGGCCAGACGGUCUGCUUUGGCGUGCACCAGGAUCAUUUCUACGCGGUAUCGACACAGGUAAACUUUGAAGAAGAAGAAGUCGACUGGACAUCGUUCUAUCUCUGGAUUUGCCUACCGCCUGGUGGUGGGAAGAAUCGAUACCCCGAGCCAAAUCGCAUCUGGCGUCGACAGCACCGCGAGGGGCCGAUCAACGACACCUGGACAGACCUCACCCUCCGCCAUGACGAGGCAGCCGAACAACUCAUGGUGCUCGAGUGCCGGCGGGAAUGGCGGGAUGGCGGCAGUGAAAACUGUCGCACGUACUACAUGCAGGCGCUUCCUUCGCCGGGGGAAUCCAGCAAGGGCAAGGGCCGGCAAUGCCAUAGCGAGCCAAGCGCCAUGUACGCGCAGCUACCAGACGAACCGCUAACCAAAACGCUGGACUCGUCAAGUAAGCCCAACUACGAGCGGCCCAGGAAACGGCUGCGCAGACACUACCACCCGGAAUACCACCAGGGCGGCGAGCCGUCUCAGCGCCGGGAUUUCAUCCUCGCAAAGACCAAACAUCGCACCUACAACCUAUCCGCAUCGACCUUUGUUGAUCUGGUCAACGACCCCCGCCCGGACCCAGGGGGUCGAGUGCCACACGACCGGCUUCGUCUCCGAAUGGCGUCUCGAAAAAGGAAAUGCCCAAUCGACGAGCAGGGGGAGGAAGGGACGCAGGGGUUGCUGUAUCGGCCCGAAGUCGACGCUGAAGGACAAUCAACAGAGUGCAGCGAGGAACGGUUCGCGUCACGAGGGAUUCACCUCUGGCCACCAGACGAUGCGCCGCGUGAGCUGGACGAACUCCUGUGUCCGUCCAAACGAGCCGGAAAGGUACAGGCCGUCGCGGACGAGCGGUCCAUCAUCUACUCCGUGGACCAACCAGGGAUGAACGACGGCAAGCAAGCGAUCAUCAUGGUGAACUUCGACCCCUACAUCCGCCUCCCUGGCUUGAAACGUCUCCAUCCGGCCAAUCUGCAGGCCCAAAAGAGCGACGCCGGCAUCGGCAUCGAACGGCCUCAGAUAGGCGAUUCCACCCCAGCACGAGAACACCACUCGAUUCCACUUCACACCACCAUCGGAAUAAAACCCACGAACCAGACGGUGCCAUCUGUCCGGGAAGAAGCAGCCAUGUAUCUACGUAUCAAUCACGGAUACUGGCUUCGAUGA